GAAAGCCAGUAGAGGGAGGGUCACUGCCCUUGGCGGUGGGGUCGUGCUGGGCGCCGGCGCCGCAGUCAUGGCAAACUUGCUUCAGAUUAUGCGUGACCACUGGGUUCACAUACUUGUCCCUAUGGGCUUUGUCUUUGGAUGUUAUCUAGACAGAAAGAAUGAUGAAAAGCUAACAGCCUUCCGGAACAAGAGUAUGUUAUUUAAAAGGGAAUUGAGGCCUAAUGAAGAAGUUACCUGGAAGUGAGGCUGCACUGAGUUAUGGAGUGCUAGCGUUUUACGAGAUGCAGGAGAAAUAAAAACAUGUUUACUAUUUGAAAAAAAAAAAA
This is a messenger RNA of Oryctolagus cuniculus (rabbit), 326 nucleotides long. RefSeq names its product NADH dehydrogenase [ubiquinone] 1 beta subcomplex subunit 1. The record is from RefSeq and is a predicted model, not a curated record. Lineage: Eukaryota; Metazoa; Chordata; Mammalia; Lagomorpha; Leporidae. Gene Ontology annotation, cellular component: respiratory chain complex I; mitochondrion.